GGACCCAGCUCUGUGAGGCGUCUCGCUGUCGGCACCGAGGCUUUGGUCGGCUUACGAGAGCCGAACUCUCGUGGUCAGUACGACAACUACCUGAACACGUCUCUCCGAGUUCAUGUUCCUGGGAUCUCGUUAGAAACUAUCGCGCUACAAAUCUCCAACGCCCUUGUCAACAUUCGACUCCAACACCCUGAGGUCGGAUGCUCCGUCACCUGGGCUACCGACCAAGAUCCUCCCUUCAUUGUCUAUGAUUCACCGAGCUCCGACGAAGUUGCCUUGAGUUGGGGCCGCGGUCUUGUCUCAUCAAUUGCAACGGAUAGAACUGGGCUUGAAGUUGCCGCUGAACUUUCGGAGGCGCGCCAAGAGAGACCUGAGCCGUUACCCCCGGUCAAGGUCUAUGUCUUCAACGCUGGCGACCAGAAUCUAGCAAACAGUCCUUUCCAUCAUCCUUGGGGCAAGAAAAUUGCCAACCUCAACGAGCCGGUCCUCGAUGCAUGCAAAACCAACGUGGAUGCAUCAGGAGAAGAUUAUGACAAGGCACGAGAUGACUUCAUCACCGAGUUGCUCAGAAGUGCGAGAACCUUUACUACAGACGAAAGUCAGGCCAUCUCGAAGGCCAUAAAGAGUCAGCUCGGACCCCAGUUCACCUUCACUCACCUCGGCCAUGCCGCCAUGGUGCUUGCAUUACUGCGAGUCAGCCCCUUACCAGGAGAUGCCUCGGACGCCCUGUUUCUUUCUUCGCCCUUGCCAGUCAACGGGAGGCGAUACUCAAGUGGCAGCAAUGCAAGUAUUCGUUAUGGGUCGUGUCAGGCGGGCGCGUCGGUGGAAUUUGCACCACUCCGAUCGUACGCUGUCGAUGAGAGAAAUCCUGAAGCAGUCAGAAUGACACUCGCAAGCCUGGCUCAUCAUGUCAGAAACAGCUAUCAGCAUUGGCUGAAGAACGAGUUCCAAUUGGUCAUAGACCAGGUUAAGAGCAACUUUCUAGCGGGGUUUCUGGCAUCAGCGCCUUCGUCCUUCUCACCGACAAGCUUUCCGGCCUUCGUCAGUGAUGGCAUAGUCGACAACUACAUUCCAGGAGACGUUUUCGACUCCAGCGAUGAAAUGAUCUACACCGUGGAGAGUUGCAAUUUCCACCUGACGACUUAUUCCUCUGAUGUGUAA
Molecule: messenger RNA, 1158 nt
Organism: Colletotrichum tamarilloi
Lineage: Eukaryota; Fungi; Ascomycota; Sordariomycetes; Glomerellales; Glomerellaceae
Exons: 5
Biological process (GO): mycotoxin biosynthetic process
Molecular function (GO): acetyltransferase activity
Source: RefSeq, a predicted model, not a curated record